AACUCCGGCCCGGACUCACUUUCCAACUUUCGAUGAUUGCGGAAGUCCUUUUGGUUCUUGCCGGGCAUCCCUCUUCUCUUUUCCCUGAAAACCACACUAUUCAUCCAUCCUUUUCGCCUCUACUUCACCCUGGUGAACAACAAUGCAUUGAAUCCCUUGGCCUAAUUGCCUUCCGAUAUCGAACAAUCAAAAGUUUGUGUGCCCAGCUCCAGUCUUCGUCUUCUCGAUAUAUCUCUGCUGUAUGCGCAUCAAUUAACCAUAUAUUGAAGGAUGACUACGAGGCGCUAGUCAUAAGUACCGAGGAAAGGGUUCUUAGACGCGACGCAACUCUGGUAGCAAGCGGCUCUUUUGUGCCGCUUUCGUCAAUUCGGGCAACGUUCGCGGAAUGGGACGCCCCUCUGCUCGCAUUGGUGUCUCUAGUAGAGGAGUUGAGGACCAGACAGGAAAUUCCCCCAGGCCCUCUAAUUGACUUGCUCUUGGAGCGUGCAAAGACCGGCGUUCAUCGCAUAGCCGAGAUUUUCACCCAACUCUCGCAUGCCGUUGAACGCGUCUGGCGAGUUCAACUAAUUGCUUUUCUUAUCCAUGGAUCAGUAUCUAAGAUGAACCCACUCGUUUCUGACACUUACACCUUCUUGGACGGUUCUUUGCCUUCAUGCAUAACAUCACAAUCUCGAGACUCCAUAAUUUACGUUGGACGCGCUAUCUCUACAGUAAAAGCUGCAAAAUGGCAGAAGCAGCUUCCAACGGACUUGGCAAUAGAACAUGCAAAUGCUUUGGAGAGUGUCAUGCCUGAUGACCAGCCUAAUUUCGAUCGGGUAAUUUCCCAGAUCAGGACCAGCGUUAGCGAAUGGCUUUGGAUGAACGUGCUUACUUUACAAGCAGUAGAAGAAGCCGUUGACUCAUUUGCCAACUACUUUCUCCUACGAAACGGAGAAUUUGGGUUGUCUCUUAUUCGAGAAAUUGAGAGACUCAAGAUUUCCCGUUUGACUGUCCGUUCAGGGUCGCCAUCGAUGAUUCGAGAACAAGACUUGAAUCUUGUCCUACUCCGGGCUUCGUUGGGCACAACGGCUCAACAAGAUCCUGCCUUAUCAUGCCUCCGUUUCCUCCUACCUUCUGGACCUAUUCGACCAUUGUUACCUUCGCUCGGAGGCGGCGUUUUGGCCAACUCUCUCUCCCAAUCAAUCGGAAAGCAGCUUGAUUCCUCCCUUUUUACCAGUACGCUCCUCGGAACGCCUCUUGUACUCACAUACACGGUCACCUGGCCUCUCGACCUUUUUGUGCACCCCGCCGAGUUAUCCUCAUAUGGUGCCCUAUUCUCAUACCUAUCCGCGCUCCGAAAAACACAUAAUAGCAUCCAUACCUGCUGGUCAUCAUUGUCGAACACCCAACGUGCCCGAAGGCGAUGGACAGGUCUAGGUGAGGGCGGAACAGCAGGAGAUUUGGAAGCAAGGAAGGAGCUUCUCAGGUGUGGUUGGGGUGUUGUGCGGGAUAUGAGUUGGUUUCUGGACACACUCAUGGGUUAUGUGAUGAUCGACGUCGUGGACGUCGAAUACCGCCGAAUGAAGAAACAGUUGAUGUCCCAUAGUGGCGAAGAAGAACAUACCAAGAGACUUGGUUCAAUAUCCACCCUGCCUUCUUCUACGAGCACAUUGAACUCUACUCCUGUUAAACAUUCAAUGCCGACUUCACGUAGCGCUGCCUCUCAUAUAGGCGGACCUACAUCUUCAUUAGACUUUACCACUCUCCGCCAAAUGCACGCGACGUAUCUGGAUCGACUUCUCACUGGAUGCCUACUUACAAAUCUGGAAGUAACUUCUACACUAGCAAGUAUAUUCGAAGUCUGUGAGCGGUUCGUGGCUCAGGUGGAAAGAUGGGGUGGGGACAUUCUCCCCGCUUUGUUGUUCGAGGGUUCAUUAAAGGGUGGUGAUGGGGAGGAGGUCGGUGCUCUAGUGAAAGAAAGGCGUGCCGUAGUUGUUGAAAUCAAUGAGACGCUUCAUGAACUCCUCAUGACUUUCUAUGAGCAUUUAUCGUCUUCAAUCUUUCAACGGCCAUUUGCCUCCUCUUCCGCAGAUGCAUCCAAGUCUAUGGCGUUAGGAGGGCACACGACCUUCAAUAUGUCACGGAUUCCGGUGACCAGCUCAUCAAAAUCGCGUAUGACGGCUGACAAGGCGGACAUUGUAGACGUCAGAAGGCACGUCGAAAGGUUAAUGUUGAGGCUAGAUUUCAAUGGUGGUUUCUCAAAAUUCAGCUGGGGGAGAAAAGACAAAGAUGAUGAUAUUCUUGGAGAUUUAUAGAGUAUGGAUGACUACUUAACUCAUGUUGUAUCAUAUCGUGCCAUUAUUAUACGUGG
Lentinula edodes (shiitake mushroom) is the source of this 2350-nucleotide messenger RNA. Its product is annotated as gamma-tubulin ring complex protein. The transcript is spliced from 3 exons. Bases 33 to 2294 code for a protein of 753 amino acids. The record is from RefSeq and is a predicted model, not a curated record. Gene Ontology annotation, molecular function: microtubule minus-end binding; gamma-tubulin binding. Gene Ontology annotation, biological process: cytoplasmic microtubule organization; mitotic cell cycle; spindle assembly. Lineage: Eukaryota; Fungi; Basidiomycota; Agaricomycetes; Agaricales; Omphalotaceae. Gene Ontology annotation, cellular component: equatorial microtubule organizing center; spindle pole; centrosome.